This is a messenger RNA of Populus euphratica (Euphrates poplar), 905 nucleotides long. RefSeq names its product transmembrane protein 97-like. The transcript has 2 exons. Gene Ontology annotation, cellular component: endoplasmic reticulum. NCBI's taxonomy places the organism in Eukaryota, Viridiplantae, Streptophyta, Magnoliopsida, Malpighiales, Salicaceae. Bases 197 to 715 code for a protein of 172 amino acids. The record is from RefSeq and is a predicted model, not a curated record.
UACUUUCUACCGAGAGAUUUUUAUUGUUGUUGCCAUCGCAGCUGUUUAUUUGUAUCCCUUUGACCAGGUUGGUCUCAGAUCCAUUCACGAUCCGAAAGCAUAGAAAGUCAGAAACCAAACACGACUAAACAAGACAAGAUAGAUCCCCAUUUCUUACAAAGCAAAGCAAAACCUUCAGCUCUCAAAAACAACAACAAUGGGUGUGAGUGUUUUUUUGAAGAUUAUAGACUUUAUACUUUUCUUCUUCUUUCUGGUGAUAGCAGUGGCUGCGCCAUUAAUUGAUGCUCAGACUUGUCUCCCUCUCACUUUCUUCCCUGAUUUCUUGAUCAAUCUUAAGCAAUGGUACGGCCACCAUUAUGGUGACUAUCUUAUCAUCGAGAAGCCCCAUUUCUUCGUUGGUCUUGUCUGGCUCGAGCUUCUCUUUCAGUGGCCUCUUUCUCUCCUCAAUUUGUACGCUUUUUUGGCUUCCAAAUCCUGGUUUAACACCACUUGCUUGAUCUAUGGUGCCUCUGUUCUCACCUCCAUGGUUGCUAUAUUAGCAGAGCUUUUGGGGUCUGGCAAGGCAUCUGAUGAUUUACUGAUGAUGUACUCCCCCUUCCUGGGUCUUGGUGUGCUGUGCAUUUUGCGUGGGCUAGUUCAAAAUUCUUCCAAGACUAGUGGUUCACGGCCUAAAAGUAGCAGGAUACCUGCAUUGGCUAGGAAAAAGAAAGCUUGAUUUACUUUUUUUUAUUUUAUUGGCAAUGUUGCUGAGCUUUUGAUUGACGCUUCAUGUUAGAGGUGCCAUGUAAGGUAAUGUGCACUAUUUGACCUUUUUGUACUCUUGUUUUUUCAAAUAUUCGAUGCCAUUGAUGAGUAAUUCAUUCAUUGUUUCCAGAUCCUUGUCAAUUAUAGAUAGUUUUUUCUUA